UUAUCAUUUCAUCAUCGCUCACACUGCACUCUGUGUUCGGUUUCGUUGCAGUGUUUCUACAAUGGCGACGAUUACCUUCUCUUUCUCCGCCAAAACCCUAACCCUACCCUUUCACUCCAAAACCCCUUCACUCUUCAACUUCUUCAAUCCCAGCCUCAACUUCAACCGGGUUGCCCCGCGUUCUAUCCGGGCAAUUACCCGUGCCCGGAACCCUACCCGGAUUCGUGCGGGGCUGGAUGAGGAUUACUCGGCGAAGAGGAGCAGUAGCAGUGAGCAGAGGGAGACGAUUAUGCUCCCUGGUUGCGAUUACAAUCAUUGGCUCAUUGUCAUGGAGUUUCCUAAGGACCCUGCUCCUUCACGUGAGCAGAUGAUUGAGACUUACCUCUUUACUCUCUCCACUGUUCUUGGAAGCAUGGAAGAAGCAAAGAAGAACAUGUAUGCCUUUAGCACCACCACCUACACUGGAUUUCAGUGCACUGUUGAUGAAGCAACAUCCGAGAAAUUCAAGGGUUUGCCUGGGGUUCUCUGGGUACUGCCAGACUCUUAUAUAGAUGUUAAAAACAAAGACUAUGGAGGUGACAAGUACAUAAAUGGGGAGAUCAUCCCUUCCAAGUACCCUACUUACCAACCAAAACGUAGUGGAGGAUCAAGGAAUGACAGUAGAAGGUACGAGAGAAAGAGAGAUGGCCCUCCUACUGAUCGUAGAAGGCCAAAACAAGAGGCAGAGACGACGUCAAAGGAUUCAUCCUCUACAUAAGGCGAUUUUCAGUUUUGUUCUGAGUAAUGUCAAACGAAGCAAUUUGUUGCUCCUUACACAGCAUUAUCACGGUCGCGGGCAUGCUCAUUUAACACAAAAGGGUAUAUCUUGAUUCAUAUCCUCACUAGAUGCAUACAGUUUUUAUGGCAAGCUCAAAGGGGCUCAAAGGGGUAUUUCACGAUUCAUCUCGAGGAGUAUGUGAUUUUAGAUCGAGUAUGAUGUGUAACACAGGUGUUACAUGUAUUUGUCUGUGUAAUUUGGGGUUCACUUAUCGCUCAAUCAGUGUGUUUUUUGUGAUAAGUAUUUUUGCGGAGUUUCUGGGCAAAAUUGAACAUAAAGUAACUGAUAGGGACUGCACAAUUUAUGUUUGGUGCAUAUUUAGCUUUUUGCCAUUAAGUAGCCAGUUAAUGAAGCACAAGUCCUGUUGCUAUGA
This is a messenger RNA of Lotus japonicus, 1190 nucleotides long. RefSeq names its product DAG protein, chloroplastic-like. Gene Ontology annotation, biological process: cytidine to uridine editing; chloroplast RNA modification. The transcript has 5 exons. Bases 62 to 757 code for a protein of 231 amino acids. NCBI's taxonomy places the organism in Eukaryota, Viridiplantae, Streptophyta, Magnoliopsida, Fabales, Fabaceae. Gene Ontology annotation, cellular component: chloroplast. The record is from RefSeq and is a predicted model, not a curated record.